Messenger RNA from Calliphora vicina (urban bluebottle blowfly), 1447 nucleotides. Its product is annotated as collagen alpha-1(II) chain-like. Bases 137 to 1321 code for a protein of 394 amino acids. Gene Ontology annotation, molecular function: extracellular matrix structural constituent conferring tensile strength. The transcript is spliced from 5 exons. The record is from RefSeq and is a predicted model, not a curated record. Gene Ontology annotation, biological process: extracellular matrix organization. Lineage: Eukaryota; Metazoa; Arthropoda; Insecta; Diptera; Calliphoridae.
AAUAUACAGGCGACUGGAAAGGUUCUUAUUAUUUGUGAAAUAAAAAGUAUAAAAUUAAAGAUUAAGCAUUUAAUGUUUUAACUUUAUUAUCAUAAUAAAGCUAUGAGCAAUUAGUGAAAGUGAAAAGGAAAAUAAAAUGGAUUUAAAAAUAUAUUUUUUUAUUAGCGCAAAUAUUUUCAUACAAAUUGUAAAGGGUGAACAAGAAUGUCCUGCUGGAUGUCAAGGUGCUAAAGGUGAUCCUGGUUUGGAUGGUAAUCCUGGUCCUCCUGGUCGUGUAGGACCUCCUGGAAUUAAAGGUGAUGCUGGUGCUCCUGGUCUUCCUGGUUAUGCAGGACUUCCUGGUAUUAAAGGUGAUCGUGGUUUUAUUGGACCCGCUGGACCACAAGGUUAUAUUGGUAUUCCUGGUUCUCCUGGACGUAAUGGUUUGCAAGGUAUUCCUGGACUUCCUGGUGUUAAAGGUGAACCUGGAAAUAACGGAACUCCUGGUGGACCUCCUGGUAUUAAAGGUGAUCCUGGACCUCCUGGAAGGAAUGGUAUUCCUGGACGCCCUGGUGAACCUGGUGUUCCCGGUAGAGAUGGUCAAAAAGGUGACAGGUGUCCUCCUGGUCAUCCCGGUGAGAUAUUACACUUUACCGAUGAGGAAAAACAAACUAUGUUUUUAAAGACCCACGAAAAUUUGAAGAUUUCUUAUGAGCAUUCAACAUCAGCUAAUGGCCAAAAAUUAUCACCCGCCAAAACAUGCCGUGAUCUCUUUGCAGACUACCCCGACUACAACUCUGGCGAAUAUUGGAUCGAUCCCAACGAAGCUGAUCCAACUGAUGCUACAUUCGUAUUCUGUGAAAAGGAUAGACGAGCCACCUGUAUCAUGCCACAGCCCACAGAAUCCAAUAUAAUAACUUACAUUGGAAAUGAAAAGGAAGUGUGGUUAAGCGUUGCGAUUGAAGGCAUGAAGAUACAUUAUAAUAUUGAUUCCUAUCAAAUGCGAUUCCUGCAGCUAUUGUCACCAAAUGCAACACAAAAAAUAACUUUCCAUUGUAAAAAUACAGUGGCCUAUGGCGAUGAUGAUAAGACUUCUUCGAGAAAGGGUUUGAAAUUAUUGGCUUGGAACGAUGCCGAAUUAAAGCCCGAGGGUUCCCAACUCUUAAGAUAUGAAGCUGAUAUAGACGACUGUCGUAGACGUUCCAGCAAUUGGGAAAAAACUAUUAUCAUCUACACCACCGACAAACCUCAACGAUUACCUAUUGUCGAUAUAGCGAUACGUGAUGUAGGCGAGUUAAAUCAACAAUUCCGUAUUGAAUUGGGACCAGCUUGUUUCUAUUAGAGUUUUAUUUUUACAGCUGUUCUAAACAAAAUACUUAAAUAUAUUUAAAUAAAAUUAGUUCUAAGCUGGUUAAAUUCGUAGCAUUUUAACAGAUUAUAUAAACUUUCAGCCUAACCACAAAAGAAA